GCGAUGAGAGUUCGCAUUCUGUUUUACACGCGCGCUUCACUAACACCAAUACAAAUACCGUGCUUUGACGAGCCGUCUGUGAAUGUGUGUGUGUCUUCUUUCAGCGAGCUCAACUUGGAGCUGCUCGUCACAUCGUGUUGUCUCGCUUACACUACAGCAUCGAACCAUCGCUCCGUAUGUCCCCCCCUCCUACGCGUGCAAAACCACCAGUACAGCGCGACGCUUUGCCGGAGAUGGUUGUGCGUGUUUUGUUCAAAGUCCCGCGCGCAGUGUUUGUGCAUUGAUGCGCAUUUCGUUAUAAGUCUCGUGCGCCGGUGUGUUUUGGUGAAGUGUGCAGUGAAUAAACAGUGUGCACAGACGCACAUGCAGUGCGUGGAUCCACAGGCGUAUCGAGUACUAAUCGAGCAGAUAUGGAAAAACAAUUUCGAGCAAAUGUCACUUGGGAAGUCAGCCGGACCGUCCAGAACCAAUGACGAGGAGACCGUUACCAAUCAAGCCGUGGGUUGACGUAGCGAUAGACUUUUUAGGUCCACUACCGUCAGGGGACUAUCUGUUGGUAAUAAUAGAUUAUUUCAGUAGAUAUAAAGAGAUUGAGAUAAUGAGAAAAAUCACGGCUAGCGAGACAGCUGAACGGUUGGAGAAAAUCUUCAUAAGGUUAGGAUACCCGAGGACAAUUACAUUGGACAACGGAAGGCAAUUUGUUAGCACGCAUUUCGAAAAUUACUGUUCAACAAAAGGAAUAGUUCUCAACAAAACUACUCCAUACUGGCCUCAGGAGAACGGUUUAGUUGAACGGCAUAAUAGAUCGUUGGUGAAACGUUUGAAAAUUAGUCAGGCGGAGAAUAGUGACUGGAAAACCGAUUUGGGGAAGUACCUUUUAAUGUACUAUACCACACCUCAUAGUACCACAGGCAAGACACCGACCGAACUAAUGUUUGGACGGACAAUUCGAACUAAAAUUCCCUCCUUGCAAGAUAUUUGCACGAGCCCUGCAGUGGAUUCGUCAGACUUUAGAGAUCGAGAUCAAAGGAAGAAGGAGGAAGGGAAACUAGCGGAAGAUCAACGGAGGAGAGCUAAGUGUUCAAACAUUGAACUUGGUGACAGAGUUCUUGUGAAAAAUAGUAUUCCUACAAAUAAACUCAGUACUAAUUUCAACCCGACCGUGAUGACGGUAAUAGAUAAGAGUGGUUCAAGGGUUACCGUGGAAGACACCGAAUCAGGAAAAGUCUAUGAUAGGAAUUCAGGACACUUGAAAAAGAUAAACUGCCCAAGUCACACAAAGGAGCAAGAACGCACUCAUGAAUCUGUGUUUCAGGAAACCCCACUUAAGAAAUCUAGACCACAUCGAGCACUAAAACGUCCAAGCAGAUAUUUGGAUUAAUUAUCUAUGUGGGAGUAUUGCAUACACAAAACAAAUGAACUCAAGAGGAAGAGAAGUGAACUUUUACACAUUAAGACAAUUCAGUUACCUAACACAAGGGGAGAUGUGGUAGUGAGCUUCUAACGAUAGCGAUCGUUAGAUAAGUAUUGGUGCUGUGUCAUCGAACACAGCAUCCGAGAGUGCGAUGAGUACAGAAUAAAGAGAGCACUUGAUAGUUAUCAACCGAGCAAA
Molecule: messenger RNA, 1612 nt
Organism: Anopheles gambiae (African malaria mosquito)
Lineage: Eukaryota; Metazoa; Arthropoda; Insecta; Diptera; Culicidae
Exons: 2
Coding region: 470-1381 (303 amino acids)
Biological process (GO): DNA integration
Molecular function (GO): nucleic acid binding
Source: RefSeq, a predicted model, not a curated record